Messenger RNA from Lathyrus sativus (Indian pea), 381 nucleotides. NCBI's taxonomy places the organism in Eukaryota, Viridiplantae, Streptophyta, Magnoliopsida, Fabales, Fabaceae. The record is from the annotation of a GenBank genome assembly.
AUGUUAAGCGCUGGUUACAGUAAAGGAACUGGGUUAGGUGCUGAGAUAAUUGGAACUUUUGUUCUUGUUUACACCAUUUUCUCUGCCAUCGAUCCAAAGAGAAAUGCUAGAGACUCUCAUGUUCCAGUUUUGGCACCGUUUCCAAUUGGUUUUGCUGUGUUUAUGGUUCAUCUUGCUACUAUUCCAAUCACUGGAACUAGUAUCAACCCUACUAGAAGCUUUGGAGCUGCUGUUAUUUACAACAAUGAGAACGCUUGGGAUGAUCAAUGGAUCUUCUGGGUUGAACCCUUUAUUGGUGCUGCCAUUGCUGCAAUUUACCAUCAGUUUGUGUUGAGAGCUCAAGCAGCAAAGGUUUUGGGUGGGAGAGACCAAGCUCUCUAA